Schistosoma rodhaini is the source of this 15048-nucleotide messenger RNA. NCBI's taxonomy places the organism in Eukaryota, Metazoa, Platyhelminthes, Trematoda, Strigeidida, Schistosomatidae. The record is from the annotation of a GenBank genome assembly.
AUGACCAUGAAUGCUGUUUUGAAAUAUCUUUGGAAGUUAAAAAAUUCCUCUUCAGACUUGUCUGAAUACAAUUUGAAAGAAUUUGUCAGUUUACUAUACAGUUUUAUUAGUCGCCGAUUCGGAACAUUUGAUAUUCCACUUAACUAUGUGUCCUGUUUCAGGGACUUUUUGUUACUUCACUUGGCGAACUAUAAACAUUCACUCAAUUUUCAGUGCUUGAAAUCGGGCGUGGGAUUUCCUGACCUCACUGUAUUAUACAAAAUGAUUUUCAUACUUUCAUGUUUGGAAGUGGAAGAUUUUUGUUUACAUUAUACACAGUGUGAUGGCUACUACUCUCCAUCAUGUUGCUUUUGCAGCUUACACAUACUGUCAUCAACUCUGCAACUUAUAUGCAAGGAAAUCCAAAAUGAUUCACAUGAACAUCGAAUUUCUUCGUCAAUUUGCGAUUUCAGUGGGAAAUAUAAUUGCAGGUGCUAUAAGAAUUCCAUAAAUUGGAAUACCAUUUGUAUAUACGAAAAAAUAGAUAUUACGGACGCAAAUUUUAUCGAUCGAUUUCCUAUAAAAACUAGAAAGCAUCAAUAUAAGUCUGCAAUCAGAAGAAAUAUUACCUCAACACGUUUCAAAAAAUCAGUUGAAAGAGCUGAUUUCACUGAUUGCAUUCCUGAUUUUGAAAAUGAAAAUGAUAAAUCACCUACUAAACAUCAUCUUCAUCUAUUUGAUUGUUCAAAGUCUACAUCAAUUCCUCAUCAACGUGUUCUGUAUCCUAAACAUUCAAAUUCUUUCAAUAUAGAUUUAUUGCAGACUUAUUUAACAAAGAAUAUGACUACUAAACUUCCUCAAUUCUGCUGUACAUAUCCUCAUAUAAUAACUAUUCUUUGUAAAUAUAUCAAUCUGAUCCAGUUUAUUAUACAUAUGAAUGAAGAAUAUUCAAUUCAAUACAACGAUGUAUUAAUAACAUUCAAUAUGAAUAUUUUAACAGAAUUAGAAAAUGUCAUUAUAUCGAUUUAUGAAAAGUUUACUAAGACUAAAAAUAAUUCCCAUUUAGUAACUAUGGUGAUUAUUUUUGAAAAUUUAUCAAUCAUAUAUAAUUGUUUAAAAUAUUAUCAAAAAUCAAAUAAUAAUCUUCCUAUCAACGAUAAUUUAUUAUCAAAUUUAAAGAAAUUAUUAAUUCAAUGGUUUAUUUCAAAUGAUACUAUUCAUUGUCUACCUUUAAAAUUAACUUUAAUUGAUACUUUCACAUACUUCAUCUAUAUGAAUCCUCAAUAUUUUCAUAUUGAUCAUCAAUGGCAUAAUGAAAUGAAUAAAUUUCUAACUAGUCUACAAUUUACAAACGGAUUAUACAAUAAUGACUUAUUAUAUAAUGAUAAUGAUCAUAAUGAUACUACUUAUAUAAAGUAUAACUAUAAUGAUAAUGAUGAUCAUUAUUACUAUUAUAUGAAUUUAUUUCAUAAUCUUCAUGAUUUAGAUAAACAAUUAUUAAAUUAUAAACAAAUAAACAAUCAUAUCCUCAUUAAUAAUAAAAAAUUUCCUUAUUUACUUGUUUUCUUAGAUUAUUUAAUAUCUCAAGCAGACAUUAUACUACUUAUUAAUGAUACUACUAUUAUACAUAAUUUAUCAAUAUAUUAUUAUUUAUUAUUACAAUUUCUAUAUAUACAUAUCACAUCUAUUUAUUCUAUAUAUUUUUUAAAUGAUCAAUGUAUUCAAUGGAUAUUUGAUUUAUUAUUCAGAUUAUAUUUCUACAUUUUACCUCAUAUAUCUAAUCCCUUACAUAAUAAUAAUAAUAAUAAUAAUAAUAAUACUAAUAAUAGUAAUAAUAGUAAUAUUAAUAAUAAUAAUAUUGGUAAUAAUAAUAAUACUAAUAAUAGUAAUGAUAAUUAUUAUUAUUUAUAUUUUUAUAUUAUUUAUAAUUUUUUAAUUAAUUUAAUUAAAAAUCAAAAAAUUAAUUUAUUACAAAAAAUUUUAAAUCAAUAUUUAAUUAAUUAUAAAAAAUUAUAUAAAUUAAAAAUUAAAUUUUUAUAUCAAUUAUAUAAAAUACAAUAUAAACAAUUACAAUUGAAUAUAGAUAAUAAUAAUAAUAAUAAUAAUAAUAAUAAUAAUAAUCAUAUUAUAUUAAUAGAUUACGUAAUAGAUUAUGUAAUCGUUCCAAUAUUCCAUGAAAUCAGCAUUAAUGAGGAACAAAAAGAAAAUGAAGAUGAUGGGGAUUGUUGUUUAUAUUUGAAUUCGAUAUUAGAAUGUUUUAUGAAUUUAAUUGGAAUCAAAAUUCAAUUAUUAUUUCAUUAUAAUCAUUUAAUUAUUAUAAAUAAUUGGAAAAUGUAUAAUGAUUUAAUGGAUAAUAUAAUAUAUAGAAAGGAUAUAAGAAAUUCAUAUUCCUUAUUAAAAUGUUUAGUUAAUAAUAUUUUAACUGUCCAGUUGAAUUGUCGUUCAACAGUCUCCAGUGGCCACAUUCAAUUAUCGUUAAUGCAAGAAUACGGACUGUUUCAAAGACGUUUGAUGUAUUCCACAGCUGGCUUAUUUUUUGAUAUUUUAAAUGAAUCAGAAAAGUUACUGCAUACAUCGAAUUCGGAGAUUUUUGAAGAAAUCAAAUCAUAUUGGGAAUUAUUAGCUUAUCUUAUUUUAAUUUCCCAUUCAAAUUGGUUAAAUCCACCAAUGUUGAUUAAUUUUAAUCAAAAUUUAUUUUAUCAUUCAUUAAUGAUAGUUGAAAAUUCAAAUUACGAUUCUAAAAAACAUUUUAAUGAACUUAGUAUAUCAUUUAUUAAUAAAGUUAUCCAAGGCAAAUUCUCAAUGAAUACUGAUAUUGAUCAUUUGGAAAAUGUUCAUAAAUUAAGUUCUUUAAUUUUACCUCCAAUUAUUGUUUUAUUGGAAAUAAUACCAAAUACGGAGUCAUCAUUGAAUAGUGGGGAUUCAUACAAUGAUAAGUAUAACAAUUCAAUUGAUCAAUUAUUCACUAUACUAGAAGAUGCUUUUACACAAGUACAAUUCAUUAGACUAUAUGGCAUUAAUAAUUUUUAUGAAUUUCUUGUACAUUUUAUCCAGUACACAUUUAAUGAAAAUUCUUUCGUGAACCAUACUACUAUUGCUAAUAGUAGUGACAAUAGUAAUAAUAAUAAUAACAUAACAUUAUCUAUUGCAAACUUUGAGGAACGAUCACUAUCUUCUUCAUCAUUAACUUCUGAUGAAUCGAUACAUGAAACAUCAAAUACUUAUACGAAUAAUCGUUAUUUUGAUAUGUCACAACAUACAAAUCAAAAUGAAUCAACAUUCAAAUUCAAUCCACAAUCAGUUCGACUAUUAGUCUUUUCAACACGAUUAUUUAUUCGAUUAAGUUUACAUAAUCUAUCAUUAUUUAAUUGUUGUCAACAUAUCAAAUCAUCAUUGUCUCCUAUGGAAACUGUCAAUGUUUCAAUGAAAUGUGAAAAUUAUAUAUGGUCAAAUUGUCUGUCGUUGAUUACCGCCAAUUAUUUUAGUAUAUUUAAGUCAAAUCUUCAUGGACCGCAUCCUAUUGAAGAUAAGUAUUUACAAGUUCACAUAAAUCACUUAAUUGAAGAGAUUUUAAAAUUAAUGACUAAUUUAUCAAAGUGUCCAAUUAUUCGAUUAACCUGCUUAGAUCUAUUACGAUGUUUCAUGAUACCACAAUAUAUUCGACCAAUUGAAUUUCGUACAGACUAUUCACAAUCUCUUGGUGUAUUAAAUGUGAAAUCUGUAAAAUAUUUUAUACAGCUGAUAUUGAAAGAUUUAAGACAGAUACAAAAUAUUGAAGGCAGUAAUAGUCUUAACAAUGAUAACAAGCAUAAAUACCACCGGAUUACGGAUCAUGAUGAUAAUCUUACAGAACAGGACACAAAGCCUAUUAUGCUUCAUACAAUCAAUAGUAUAUAUCCAUAUUUUACACGUGAAAUGUUCAACUUACUUAUUGAUUGGAUUCAAGGAAAUAAUAUUCUAAUGCCAACAAUAUAUACCAUUUGGCCAAAAUUAAUAAACACUCAUCUAUUGUAUGAUCAAUAUGGACAGCUAUGUUACCCUAUCCUACAACUUACUAAUCUAUGUUCUCAUAAUUGUUCUUAUGUAUUGGCAUCUGAAGAUAAUCCACAUGAAAUUGGCAAUAAUCAAAUUUUAUAUCAAAAAUUAUUAAAUCUUAUUUGUCCUUUAUCAUUCAUCGUUAAUCAAUCGAGUAAUAAAUCACUUUCCUUGACUUCGUUUAAUUAUACUACUGAUAAUCAUAGUUUAGGAUUAUCGACUUGGUUUUGUUUCCAUGGAAAACAGUUAAAUAAUGUGAAGGUUAAACCUAAGUUCAAUGGAUUAUCUGAAAUGGAUCUUUUCCAAUAUGUUCAAUUAAGUCAUUUACAACAUUUAAUUAGUUUGGAUAUUUUGUCUUCAUUCGUAUGUCACACUAAUCAAUUUGGAUAUCAAUCAUCGACAGAUACAACGAACACAUUGCCACCUUGUUCAACUAACCAUAGUCAUCUCUCUCUUCAAAUAUGGAUAUCAUCCAUUUAUUCAUGUCUAUAUAUUCGUAUUGUUGAAAUUUCAAUAAAUAAAAAGGAUACAUUAUCAUUAGAGGAGAAUACAAAUGACAUUCAAUUGCUUGGUGACUUAUGCUUAGAUUUUCCUAAAGAAUGUAAUAUAUAUGAAGAAUGGAAUCAUUUAUUUUUAUAUAUUGAAUGGAUAAACUACUUAAAUGCAAAAGUAUCCCUUGUAAUCAAUGGUUGGUUUGAAUCUAUUGGUGAACUAAUAUUGAUUAACAAAGAGUUUUCCAAUCCACAUAUAAAUUGUCAACAACAGUUUACACCUCCUAUGAUACGUUUUGGUCAUGUCACUAAUGUAUACUCUUCUUUAAAAUGUAGAAGAAAUACUUUUGAUGUAGGAAAUGUACUUCUAUUUACUGGUUUACCCUCUAAUGUGCAAAGAAUGUCUUCUUCAUCCACUGAUUACUUCUUGAAAUGCAAAAAGAAAUCUUCAAAGCAUCAUUAUAAACACCUCUCACAACAGUCAAAGUAUCAGAAUGAAAAUUAUUUUAACAAUUCAAUAAAAGAGGUUGCUUUAUCACUUAGCCUUUUAGGUCCAUUGUUCAAUGGUUAUUUCGACUCGAUUGAAUCAAGUGCAUACUAUCGAAAUUCAGCUAAUUGUAUACUUCAUGCAUUUAUACGUAGAUAUGCAUCAAAGGAUUCAAUAUUGAAAAGUAAUCAUCGUCAUCAUCAUGAUUAUAUCAGUCAGUUAUUAAUGAAAGCUCAAUCUUUAAUUCAUUCAGAAUUUUGGCUAAGAUUCUUAAAAAGAUAUUGUUCAGAGCAUUUAUUCAUCAUUUUGUUGAGUAAUAAUCUUACUUAUGUACAAUUCAUUUUACCGAAAUCAUUGUGUACAACGGAAUGUAAUGAAUCGUUGACAACAGAAGUGAACAAUGAUACCGUGGAUGAUAUACACUUGGUAAAUGCUGAUGUUAAUCAACAUUUUAAAUCAUUUGAUAAAAAUACAAUUCGAAUUGUUUAUGCUCAUUCCUCUAAAAAAAGGUUAUGGUUAUUAAGGAGCAUAUAUUCAUCUGAUAAACACCAAUCAUUAUCUCAUUGUGUUAACUACUGCUAUCGGGAAAGUUUCGACUCAGUUUUUGAACCCCAUGGAGGUAUUGAAGUAGCUGUUUGCCUUCUUGGUGAACUUAUAUGUCAAUCACACAAUUCUGAUUUGAUUUCAUGUGGACUAAAAUUACUCUUUACAAUGUUACGUCAUUCUACUAUAAUGUAUGGAAAAUUUUAUUCGCCAGCAUUAUCACAUCCUGGAAUAGAGAAUUCAAUGGAAAGACGACAUAAAAAUACAUGGUUAUAUCAAAAUUGUAAUGACCAAUUAAAUUGUAAACCUGUCCCGUUAAGUUUUGGACAUUGUCUAUUAGCUCGUCUAUUUAAACAUCCAGAAUUUAAUACCAUCUCGUCGAAAUCAUAUAAAAUUAUGAAAGUUUUACUCAAUGAAAUCAUAUUAACACUUCCUAUAAAAAAUUUAUGGAACAAUUCAAUGGAGCCUUCAUCAUCUACUGUACAUUUAUUGAUCAAUCCAAGUUUAUUACGUUGUCUUCUCUUAUUUGGUUCACAAUCAUUCUGGUAUCCUUCAUCGAAACAAAAACAAUCUAGACUCGGUCCUCAUAAUUCAACUCAUCUUUCUAAAUCAUCAAAGAAAUCAAUUUUAUUGAAUUAUGGUUUAAUACCUGGAUUAUUUGAAUUAUUAAUAAAUUGUAAUGAAUGGUCAAAUUCAUCUAACAUCAUUAUUAAAUUGUAUAAUUUGUCUAUAUUAGAUAAAUGGCAAUUAAUUAUGGCAACAUUGACUGGAUUUCGAGAAUUAUUCCUAGAAAAUGAUCAUCAUCAUCAUCAUUCAAUACAAACAACUUCAUUGAAUGAUGAACAUUUAAAAUGUAUCACGGAACAAUGGCCAAUUACUUCAUUAAUGAAUUUUCUAAUCCAUCGUCUUUCAUUAUCUGUAGUGAUCAAUGAAACAUGUACAACUGGAGCAACUUUAGAAUCGAUCCAUCAACAGUCAUUGUAUUAUGAUAAUAAUAAUGAUAAUAAUACUGAUUAUAUUCAUUCAUUUUAUUGUUCCAAACGAUUAUGUCUAUUGAAUGUGUGUCGUUUAAUUAUUAAUUUAGAUGCUAAUAUGUAUUUAUCUGCAGCUGAACAAGUAUUUUAUACUAUAUCCGAUCAUAAUAAUGAUGAUGAUGAUGAUCCCGAUCAUAAAGUUGAUCUUGAUCAUCAUAAUGAUGAGUUAGAAACUAAAGUGCCAGAAUCAUCAACAUUAGACAAUGAUUAUAUAUUUUGGCAUAGAAUUACACGGAAAUGUUUAAACUAUACGGAACGUUUAAAAAAUUGGGAAUACUUAUCAUUUACGCAUAAUAAAGAGAUAACUAAUAGGAGUAAUAGUACUGAAGGAAUAUGUGAACAAUCACAAUAUUUAAGUAAUCUUGAAAACAAUCAAAUUAGAGAAGUAUCAAUUCAAUCUAAUUACUGUCAAUCAUUAUCAUCAUCUACAUCGAAACACCAACAGCAACAACAACAAUCGUUAAGUAAUGAAGAUGAUCAAUUGAACAUGACGGAAUCUAUAAAGUACCCUAUGGUUAUUUCAGAUUCUGGUGUAAGUAUAUCAUCUUUACCAGUUGGUAGUAGUGAUCCAAUAAAUGUAGAAAAUAAUGUAUGUAAUAUAUCUAAAGAUAAUAAUAAUAAUAAAUCUAUUCCUAUAGACCAUAUAACACAAAAAGAAUUAAAUAAUUCUAUGGAAACUGAUUAUACUACUAAUAAAUUUAUAUUAAAUUAUGUUCAAUUACAUAUUGAACAAAAUAGUAUAUUUUCAAAAUAUUUAAUUAAUUGUUUAAAUUAUAUUUGGCAUAAACAUUUUCCAAUUGAAUAUUUAACAAAUUUAUAUUUAAAAAAUAAAUUGAAGCCAAAUAUAUCCCAAUUAAAUGAUAUAAAUAAAAAGGAAACAAUAAUGAAAGAUAAUCAUGAUGAAGGAUUUAUUCAUAUAUUUACUAAAAAUAUUAUUCAAUCAAAUCAUUGGAAUUUAUAUCAAUUAAAAUCAAAUUAUUCUAUUUUAUUUAAUAUUACUACUAAUAAUAAUAAUAAUAGUAAUAUAUUAAUGAAAUCAUAUUGUAGUAAUUCAAUUAGACCACCAUUAUGGUUAAUUUAUAGUUUAAUAAAACAUCCAUAUAUAUCACAACGUGAAUGUGCUCUUAGCGGUUACUGUAUCUGGUUACAUUUCGAAGCUAAUAAAUGGAUAAAAAAAUGCCAACAAUUAUCAUCAUCAAAUUUCAGUCAAUCUGUUUAUUUUGAUUGGUCUAUUCCUGGAACAUUACAUCAAAUUCAUCAUCAUUCUACUUCACAGUCACAUAGAAUUAUACCAUUUCAAUUAUCAAGAAUACGCAGAUUCGCUACAGGAUUAUUAUUACCGACAACAUCGUUUAUGUGUAUAACAAAUCCAAGUUCAGAAGUUGACCUGAAAAAUUAUAAUAAUCGUCAUUUAUGCUCAAAAAAAUUAUUAAAUCGUGCAUUAGGUUUAAUUUUACAUGGAUUAGAAAAAUUUUCAUUAAUGAAGAAUUGUGAAACAAUCUUUACUGAACAUUUUGAUAAGAAAACUAAUUGUUUAUUCGAAUCUCCUCCAUAUGAUAUAACUGGAUUUAUCUCUGAACCGAUUUCCUUUCAUCAUGCUCAUCAUCAUCCUAUUAUCUCUUUCGAACUCGAAAAUAUCAUUGACAAUGCAUAUAAUAAUUCCAAUGUCAAUAAUAUCAGAUACAAUGAAUUACCAGCUAAUAAGAUUACUACAACUACUACCACCACCACCACUACUACUACUAGUACUGUCACUACUACUAUCACCACUCCUCCUCCUCCUCCUACUACUACUACUACUACUACUACUACUAUUACUACUACUACUACUACUACUACUACUACUACUACUACUACUACUAAUAAUAAUAAUAAUAAUAAUAAUAAUAAUAAUAAUAAUAAUAAUAAUGACCGUUGUAAUAAUCCUAAUUUUCACAAAUACUAUCUAUUAUCUACGUUUCCAGUGUUAUUUUCAACAUUAAUUAGUAGUCUCAUUGAUGCAUUAUUAAGCUGUAUUGUUAAAUUAAAAAUAGAUAAUCAUACCAAAGUAAAAUCUAAUCAAAAAUAUAAUCAAGAUGAUCAUCAUAAAGGAAAUCACUUUACUUCUUCGUCUUCUUCUUCUUCUGCUGCUGUUGUCGAUAAUGACAAUGAUGAUGAAAUCACUACAUCAGAGAUUGAUUUAUGCAUUUAUGGUUUGGAUGCUUUAAUUAUUUUAUUACAGGAUUCAGAUAAUUGUGUUCUCAGUUCUGCUAUCAAAUCUAAUUUAUUACCAGUAUUAUUUAAUAUGGCUUGGUUAUUAGAAUUUGGCAUGGAUAAAGCCAACUCAUUAUUACUUAUGAAUAAUAAUAGUGAUUAUAACAGCACUAACAGAACUAUGUAUAAUGUCCCAUCUCUUCUAAUGCCUAUUUUAACUAGUUUAAGUCGUUUAAUUGGUCGUGUAACUAGUUGGAUGAUAAUGGAUGAAAAAUUUAGUAUUGGAUCCUCUCCUAUCUUUCAUUAUUCCCUGGAUCCUUCAUCAAGAUUUAAAUCGAUAAGAACUUUUCUUCAAUAUUUAAUUUCAAUGAAACCUGAAUUCAAUAAUGAAGAUUAUGAUGGUUAUGUUGUAAACUUGGAAUCUGAACUACAGUUUAAUCCUGGACCAGUUAGUCGAUGUCUUGUUCGUCGAGUUUUACACAGUCUUUUGGAAACUUCAACGAGUCAGUUAGAUCGAAUGGCACAAGAACUUAACAGAUCAGUAGCAUUUAGUCAACAAAAUACAGAUAAACAACAAGGAAAUAAUGCACAAUCAAAUAUUGAAGAUGGAAAUAUUAAAUAUCUUUGUGAACAUUUAAAAUUACAUUAUAAUCAUUUAGUAUGGAUAUUAAAUUGUACCGUCAAUGUACUAAUUUACUCACCUUAUCGAGAUGAAAAUAUUAUCAAUGUGCUGAAUCAAUUAAGUUCAAUACAUGAAAUAUCUCAACAUAAUAAUACAACCACUGCUUCAGUUCCUUUAAGAAUACAAAGUUUAAAUAUUGAUUUAGGGAAAGAGAUUGAUAUUGAUGAUAAUAUUCAUCAAACUUACCAUACUCCUUCUACUCCUCACCAUCAACAUCAUGAUUUUGCUGAUAGAAAACAAACUUUAUUUGAUUUGUCAAAGUAUUCUUUACAUCAUCAUGACAAUGACAGGGAUCCUGGAUAUCAUAUAAUGAGAGAAAUAUAUUUGUUAUUUUCAAAACAGAAGGUUUUAUUUUUACGUAUGCAACAAAGUUUAGAACAAGCUAUAAUCACUUCAAUGUUUACUACAGUACAACAUAUUCAGAAUGGUAAUUUAUUAAAACUACCGAAUCUUUCAAAUUAUAUAACAACUAAUGACUUUAUGAAUUUAUACAAAAAAUCUCUUGGUCAAAUUCUUGUAUCACGUAUACAAUUACCAGAAAUGAAUGUAGUUGUUGAUUUCUUAAUUACAUAUUUAUUAAAACUAUUUAAUGAAGACUCUGUUUUAUUGAAUUCAUGCUUAGCCACCCUACCAUCGAUGUAUUCACCAACAUUUUGGAAUAAUCUAAUUACUAUCAAAUAUUGGUUACAUCAAAAUAUAUCAAUAUGGUUAACAUAUUUAACAUCAUAUCAUCAUGACAAUAAAGAAACUCAUAUUGUGUCUAAGUGUUUUAUUAGUCAGCAACUAACUCAAUUGUAUACAAUAAUUGAAAGGAUACUUAAUACUAAUCAUAUUAUCAGUAGUAAUACAAUAUUAUUAUUACCAUCGAUAUCAUCAUCAUCUUAUAGACAACAGAGAUCCAGUCAUGUUACCCAAUCUGAAUUGUAUCGUACAUAUGGUGAAUUAAUACAAAUGGAUUAUAAAAAAGCUAAUGAACAAUGGAUGUUAUCAUUACCUAAUUUAAAUAAAUUUAUAGAAGUGAAAUUAUCUACAAAUAAUAAUAAUCAUAAAGGUGUAUCUAUGAUUCAUGAUAAAAAGUCAAUACUUGCUCAGCUGAUACAAAUGUUUUGGCCAAAAUCAACUAAUAACAAACUGACUAGCAAUGAAAAUGAAAAUCUCUUUUCAUCGUUGAAUGUUCCAUCGAAAAAAUAUUUACCAAGAAAAUUUUCUAUUCCACAAUUAUGUAGUCAAGCACGUAAACAAUGCGUUGAAGGUCAUAAUGCAUGGUUAGAUGCUUAUAGUGAACGUAAACGUAUUGUAGGCCCAUUAGGAACUGUACUUUGGGCUCGUGUAGCUGAACAUUUAAGUCAUAAAGGAGGAUUAUUUUAUCAUUCGCAAUCUGCUCCAUUUGGUUGGUGUGUUGAUCCUGUGGAAGAUUCAUUACGUCAACAUUGUCGAUUUUAUUAUACACAUUUACCAAUGGCUGAACGUUUAAUAAACAGAACUUCACGUUCAAAUCUAUUAUCCGCACGUCAAUCACAUCCACUUGCCUCAUUAAUUGGUUUACCAUCAAUCAUGAAUCCUUCUCCACCUGUAAUUGGUGCCGCUUGUACAUGGCAUGAUUUACCAUUAUGUUUACCAUUAUCAUCUAUUCCAUUAAUACAAUUAGCAUCAGCUAGCCGAUAUCAUAUUCAAGCUGUUUGGGCAUGUCGUUUAGUUGGUAUACUACAUUUUCCACCAAUUGAAGGUGAUUUAAUACUUGGUCAAUCGUGGUUAAGAUUUCAACCUGAUCCACUAUUGAAUAGAAAUUUAUUGAUGAAUGAUGAUUAUAAUGAUAAUGACAGCAAAAAAGUGCAAUUUAUUGAGAUUGAAUCAUUAUAUCCUUAUCAAAGUCUUUCUAAUCGAUUAUGGUUUGCAUGGUCUUUCAAAUCAAUUCAUCAUAUUGAAGCACGUCGAUAUUCACUACGUGAUAUUGCGGUAGAAAUAUUUCCUGAUGAAACAAAUGUAAAUGCACCAAUGCUUUUUGCUAUGUAUUCUUCUAAAGACAGAGAUAAUUUUAUUGAAACCAUCACUCCUUUAAUUGGUCAUCGUUCAUGUUCUUGUAUUCAUCGCUAUCAUAACCCAUUAUUAGAGGAGAAUAUGGAUGAACAAUCUGAAAUAUCCAGUCCUCUUCCAUCGAAUCGUCGUCAUCAUCAUCAUCAUCAUCAUUCUACUUUUACACAAUUAAAAAAAUGUAAAUUACAAAGUAUACAACAAGCAUGGCUAAAUGGUGAAUUAUCAAAUUUCGAUUAUUUGAUGAAAUUAAACACAACUGCUGGUCGUAGUUAUAAUGAUUUAAUGCAAUAUCCUAUAUUUCCAUGGAUUAUACGUGAUUAUGAAAGUCUUGUGUUAGACUUAACCCAACCGACUACAUUUCGACGGUUAGAUCGUCCAAUAGCUGUACAAGUAGACGAUAGAGCUGAAGCUGUAGCAGCACGAUUUAAUGAAGCUGAAUUACUAUCCAAAACAAUGUGUACGUCACAUCCAGAAGGAUUGGGAAAAAAAUCAAAAACGUUUACUUUAUCGAAUUUAAGUAGUGCUUGUCCACCAUAUCAUUAUCCAGCGCAUUGUUCAAAUGAAGCAAUUGUUUUACAUUUUCUUGUUCGUCUACCCCCAUACACUUUCCGUCAUUUACGUUUUCAAGAUAAUAAUUUCGAUGUACCCGAUCGUUUAUUUCAUUCAAUUGCAACAACAUGGCGUUUAGCCACUACUUCUGUUUCAUGUGUUAAAGAAUUAGUACCAGAAUUUUAUUUUCAACCAGAGAUGUUUAUUAAUCGGAGUGGAUUAAAGUUAGGCUAUCGACAACCAGGUGAUAGUGUAGAUAAUGUUGAAUUACCACCUUGGUGUAAAAAUGAUCCACGUUUAUUCACAUUGAUUUGUCGUGCUGCAUUAGAAAGUGAUUAUGUAUCAAUGAAUUUAUCACAUUGGAUUGAUUUAUCAUUUGGUUAUAAACAAUCUGGACAAAAUGCUAAAGAUUCCUUGAAUCUAUACCAUCCAUAUACUUAUUUUGGUGCAAUCGAUGUGGAUACAAUAGAUGAUCGUGUAUUAGCACAAGCUGUUGAAGCUAUGAUUAAUAAUUAUGGUCAAACACCAAAACAAUUAUUUCAUAAACAUCCUCAUCCUUGUCGUAAAUUAUCGAUUUCUAAUGAAGCCAAACUGAAUAUGACGUCAAAAUUUAAAAGUAAAUCUAUUGAUACAAUGUCCAAUAUGACGAUCCAAGAGGAUGUUGGAGAUAGACGUUCUUCUACACCUGUAUUAUUUAGCUCUAAUAAUAUCAAUGUUGACGAUAAGAAUUCAUUACAAGAUGCAACAUUUUCUGUAACUGAAAAGCAAUACUCAUCAGUUAAACUGGACAACACACCAUUAGAAACUGUGAUUGGAUUAAAGUGGGGUGAAUGGGCAGGUAGUCCACAGGUGAACUCUUUUGAAAUAAUCUGGAAGAAGCAGUUAAUCAAUACAAAGUCAUCAGUAUUGACAACUACAAAGGAUUCACCGGAACAUUCUGAAAUGUUGAGAAUACCAUUUCUUAGUCAUUUAACCGGUUCUAUAUGGUGUGAAUUCAAUACAAAAGACACUCAUUCGGUUCAUCAUAUGAAUCAACUUAACAGUAUCUCUUCAAUAAAUAAUGAUAAAUUAUAUCAUUCUUGGAAUGGUUGGGUCGAUUUCAACAUUGAUCAUGAUAUUGGUAAAUGUUUCCUGUCGUCGUCGUCAUCAUCAUCAUCUCCAUCUCAUUCCACAGAAAUUUCAUCAUCACGUUUAUCAUCAUUCACAACAACUGUCCAAACUGAUUUUUCAUGGUAUUGGAAAAUUCUUCACUGUGAAUCAAAUGCAUGUAUAUGGGUGUCAUUAUUACCAGACAUUAGUAAUUUACAAGAUCCAUCAUAUCCUGUACCAUAUUUAAUCAAAUUGAAACCAUCUCUAUUAGAUAAUAGAACUCUGAAUAUUUUUAUAAAACGUUUAUCCGAGGAAUCAUAUAGUACUUGUAAUGCUUCUACUAAUCUUCCUGAUGAUAAACCUUUUAGAACUUCAGAUUCUUCUUCAUCAGUACUACAUCGUCAUGAUCAUCAACUUGAUGAUGAAAUAAACUUACAAUUACCAUAUUCCAAUCCUGUUCCAUUAGAUAUUACUGGAAAAUCUUUGAUUACUUCAUUAACUAUUUCACCUAGUUCAAGUCAUGGUAUUCAAUUAUUUGUUGGUACUUGUUAUGGAUCAAUUUAUGUAAGACAAUUGCCUACAAAUUUAUACGAUAUCUCAUAUAUUGACAAUUGGUUAUCACAAGAUGAUCAGGAUAAAUCAUCAUUCAAUGAAAAUAAACAAAAUUGUCCAGUAAAUAUUUACAAACGAUCAAGAAAAGGAUCCACAAAAUCAAACGUGAAACAUUCAAAAUCGACUACUACUACUACUACUAUUAAUAGUAGUAGUAGUAGUACUGCCACUAUGAAUCCUUCUCCAAAUCUUAAUCAUUCUAUUCAUAAUGAGAAUAACAAUAAAGAAACAGCUGGUUUAUGGGAAAUUACCGGUUGGAAACAAUUAUAUGGUCAUGCUGGACAUGAAAUAACCAGUUUAGUCAUUAAUCGUAACAACAGUUUAAUUGCUAGUGGUGAUAAUCAUGGUUAUGUAUGUUUAUGGGAUAGAUAUCGUUUAACAUUAAUUCAAACAAUUAAUACUAAUAUUAUUAAUGAUCAUCAUGAUCAACAAAAUGAAUUAGGUGAAUUAGGUUCAAAUAGUAGUCGAAGUCAUAGUAUCAUUACUACUACUACGACGACGACCGGUCAUGAUUACCAUAACCAUAAUAAUUUGAAACAACCUCAUAGACAAUUUUCCUCGAAUCAUCUUACGGUAGAGAAUUCCAUGAAUAAAAGUGAUGAUGAUAUACAAAUGAAGAAAAAGAAGAAUAUUUUAAAUAGUAGUAGUAGCAGUAGUACUAGUAAUUCAACAUCUGAUUUUAUAAAUAACAAUGAUGAUUCAAUAUUAUUGAAUAGUUUUAAACGUAUUGAUGGAAUAUGCUUCAAUUUAACAUCUGGUGAAUUAGUUAUAGCCAAAUGGAAUCAUCCUAAUUGUAAUGUCUGUUGGCUUGGUGUAUAUUCUUGUUCUGGAGUUUGGAUAGCUAAUCGUAUUUUAGAUUUUCUAGCUGAAAUCAAUGAUCCAUUAGUAGAUUCAUCAUUGUUACAAAUCUAUAAUGAUAAUGAUUAUUAUCCUUUGGUUCCUAUGGCAUUUUCAACUGUAUCUGAAGGUCGUGGUGUGAAUUGUUUAUUAGUUGGUGGUCCAGGCGGUCGAUUAGUAUGGUUGAAUUCAUGGACAUUAGAUACAGUACGAACAUAUAUGCUUCCAGAUAAUGAUGAAAAUGCACGUAUAACAUCAGUUUGUUUCGGUCCAUUAUUAAAUCAUGUAAAUUAUCAUAAAAAUUCAAAAGAUUUAGGUGAAAUCUUAUGUCAAGGACUUUAUAUAUCUGUUGAAACAGGUUGUUUAUAUCAUUUUGGACCUAAAUCUGUACAAACAUGUACAAAUAUAGAUCCAUUGAAUAAUGAAACUUAUUCAAACAAUGACUUGUAUAAACAUUCAAUUGUACAUUGGUUAGAUACAUAG